AGCUCCUGCUUGCUCGGCCGUCCGCCUCGGCCUUGGCUUUGUUGUUACUUACCUUUGUUACACUGAUUGCAUUCGUUUCAGUUUUAUGGUGGAAAUAAGAAAUCAAACACUGAUAGUUUCUGCUUGUUGACCUUUAUGAUUUAAAACGUUAAGAUACUAAAGCAAUACUGAAAAACAGGACCUUUUUCAAUGCCUUCGUGUUUAAAAGAAUUGCCAGAGCUUUUACUGUGUGUUGAGUGAGAAAAAAGAAUCCCCAUAGCUGUAUUUUUUUGCUAGGAGGAGGAAAGAGUCUUCUGCUCAAACUGCUGGUUGUUUAUUGAAAGGGUUGAAAAAAUAUCGAUUUAUUGGAACUUAAUAUUUUCCUUGCACUGCGCUGUUUUCUAGCUCCAGGGCGGUUCGUGACAGACAGAUCUGGAGCUGUCAAGAUGCGGAGCUGCGAGAAGGGAGCUGGAGCUGGAGCUGUGCACGCGCUGCCUGCCCAGGAGCAGCGGUCCCACAGGUAAGCUGCCCCGCGCUGCCCUUCCACGUGGCCGGGUUGAGCUUCAGCUCCGCAGCGUCCCCAAAUGCAGCAUCUGCAUUCUGGUGCAUACACGCACGGGCUGCCAGCGGAAAGUGCACCUGAGGGUUUGGUGAGGUGCCAUCUCCGAGUGGGGUGGCGGCGGGGAUCCGCCAACUGAAUUGCUAUUGCCAUAGAAUGCAAAAAAAGCACGACUCCUAUAUUUGUGCUUUGUGCCAGAGGCUGCUGGCUUUCUGCUUGGAGUCGCUUAUCCUGGGCAGCUCCCCCUGCCCUGCCCCUGCUCCCGUGCGGUGAGUGGAGGCUGCUGCCUGACUUGCAGCUGUCCCACGUGGAUAAAGGAAGUCAUGGGAGAUGGUGAAGUAACAGCCAGAAGUGCUGGGGACAUUUCAAGGUAAUGGUGAUCACGGAGUAAGGCGUAGGAGCUGGUUUGUCUCCCAAGACCUGGGUUUUGCUCCAUUUGCUUUGCCAGUUCUCAAAAGCUUCUUUGUUACAAAGCUGUCUAAUUAUAGGUCAGAUCAGCCUAAGAAAGGUGCGGUUCCAAAAGAAGGAAAAACAAGGGCAAGGUAAGCUGCGUGCCAGUGAGUUCUGCCUGUUUCCAUGACAGGGCUCAGAAGGAAGUGGCUCUGGAUGUUCUCCAAGGCUGUAUUUGUUAGCUUAAAGCGGAGUGUUGUGCAGAGGGAUCGGUCACCUGCUCAAACACAGGAGGGGAGCAUGGCAGUUCCUUGCCCGCGAGCCCUCUGACGUUGAAUGUGGAGGAACACCGUGCAGCAUGAGAGAAAAUGCACUUUAGAAGCAAUAUGAGUGCAGUUUAGCACCCGAAUGAACUCAGACAGGAAAACGCUGGCUCUCCGUGGGCAGAGCUCUGCUCUGGUUCAGCAGCCUGCUUCACUGCUGGCGUAGGACGUGGCUGUAGGCCACUAGGUGAUGCGAGUCAUUGUAUCGUGCAGCUGAUCCCCAGCUCCGUGCCAUGAGAGGUGUGGGCUGCGUGUGCCCGGCAGCUGCUGUGCUGGGAAGGGCAGUGUUGUCCUGUGAGCGGGGUGAGUGGCGGCAGCAAUUAGCACCAUGCAGCAUUCCUGCGCCUCCCAUCAUCUCCCAGCCUCCUGGACCUAACUGCACAUCCCUUCUUGCUGAUUGACCUAUGCACUGAUGCUUUCCAGUUUCUGAGGGCUGCUUCUGUACCUUUGUCAUCCCGCAUUCUCCCUCACCUCUUUGAUUUCACAGCCUUUUGCCGCCUGCUUCUCUCUUGGGUUCAUGUCCAGGCAUGGAGACACUCAAGGUCAGACUGGGUCGGGCUCUGACAGCCUGACUGUGCUGUAGGUGUCCCUGUUCCUUGCAGGGGAGUUGGACUCGAUGGCCUUCAGAGGUCCCUUCCAACUCCAAGGGCUCUAUGAUCUCAGCGCAGUGGCUGAGCCCGGCAGUCCCCAGCUUGUUCCAGAGCCACCUGCACCGUUCCCAGUGCCACACAGGGUGUGCUUAGUUUACUUGGAGCUGCUGCUCAGGAGUUCAGGUUACUUCUGUACGUUCAUGCUUCUUUAAUGAAAACAAACCGCUUUGCACGUGACCGUGACUUGCUAACACUCAGAGGAGCAUAAGUCAGUCUGCAUUUUUGCUAACGAGCACCGUGAGCACUGACCCAUGUGAUGGGAGGAUCUGGCCCAGCCUGCUCCCAGGUGCCCAUAAACGUGUCCUCUUGGAAGGAGUUCCAGAAAUAUUCCAGGAAUCUCCGAGGCAGGAGCGCCCUGCCCGCCCCAUCCGGCUCCAUCCUCCUGUCUGGGCUCCUCUUUCCUCUUUCCCACCCACCUGCCCUCGCUGUAUCUGCCAACUGAAAGCUUAGGAUUCGGGUUGUGCUUUAUCUCUGUGGGCACGCUGGAAAAAUCAGUGCCUUGCCUAAUUACCGAGCCGUCUUGAAACGGCCUGAAUUUGCUUUCUUUCGGAAGCAAACGAAGCCGUCGGUCGGACGGUCUGACUUUUAGGCGGCCCCGCGUGGAGCCAGGAGUUGGACUCGGCCAUCAGCCCAUCCAUCGAUCGGUCCAUUCUCUGCACGGGGACGCCGGGUUCCGCGGCAGCCCCGCACCGGGAAGUCGCGCUGCGGGCAGCUGGGAGCGGGAGGCGGCCGCUCCCGUGCGGAACAGGAGCGCCACUGCCCCGUGCUGGCGGCCGUCCCUCCGGCACCUCGGCACGGCCCCACCUACCCACCUGCACCCUGUUAGCUGCGGGCUGACGAAUUCGGGCCGACUCCCGAGGUAAGGGAGGGCGGGAGGAGGGUGUGCCUCGGCACACGUGGCGGCCGCCCAGCCUCCCCCCCCCCGCCGGGAGGAGGAGGAGGAGGCGCCGGGGCCGGCUGCGGGCGGCAGGAAGAGCAGUAAGACCAUGAACCUACAUCGGCGGAUCAUGUGCUGCAGGAGUUCAACAGAGGAGAAGAGCUGAUGUGCUGGGCUCAGCCCCACCAGCCGCAGGGCAGAGGCAGUGCAAAGGGCAGGAUGAACAUCCCGCAUGGUGCCAGAGGUGAGGGCCACGUGCAGGAGCUGUUCCACGAGGAGGCCCAGCAGGGAUCCCAGACGCAGAGCAGGCCCUGGUGGAAGAUCCAGCUGUUCAUGUGGGAGCCGGUGCUUUUUGGGACGUGGGAUGGCGUCUUCACCUCCUGCAUGAUCAACAUUUUUGGAGUGGUUCUUUUCCUGAGGACAGGAUGGCUUGUGGGAAACACUGGUGUUGUAAUGGGCAUGUUUCUGGUGUCUUUUGUGGUCCUGGUUGCUCUGGUGACAGUCCUGUCUGGAAUUGGGGUGUGCGAGAAGUGCAGCAUUGGAAGUGGAGGCGUCUACUCCAUGAUCUCUACCGUCCUUGGAGGUCAAGUCGGGGGGACCAUUGGGCUUCUUUAUAUUUUUGGCCAGUGUGUUGCAGGUGCCAUGUACAUCACCGGCUUUGCAGAGUCCAUCGCGGAUGUACUGAACCUCAGCAACAUCUGGGCAGUGCGGGGCAUUUCCCUGGCAGUGCUGCUGGGGCUGCUUGGGAUCAACCUGGCCGGGGUGAAGUGGAUCAUCCGCCUCCAGCUCCUGCUGCUCUUCCUGCUGGCUGUCUCUACACUUGACUUUGUCAUUGGGUCUUUUUCGCACCUCGAUCCAGAGCACGGCUUUGUUGGCUACUCCGAAGAGCUUUUGUUCAACAACACGCUGCCGGACUACAGCCAGGGAGAAUCCUUCUUCACUGUUUUUGGAGUGUUUUUCCCAGCUGCCACAGGUGUGAUGGCUGGGUUCAAUAUGAGUGGAGAUCUCCAGAAGCCUGCUACCAACAUCCCCCUGGGGUCUCUGGCCGCUAUUGGCACCUCGUGGUUUCUCUACAUGGUCUUCGUCUUUUUGCUAGGAGCCGUUUGCACCCGUCAGUCUCUCCGCUACGACUUCAUGAUAGCAGAGAAGGUAUCUCUGGUGGGUUUCCUGUUUCUGCUAGGGCUGUACAUCUCCUCCCUGGCCUCCUGCAUGGGAGGGCUCUACGGAGCGCCCCGAAUCCUGCAGUGCAUCGCCCAGGAGAACGUGGUCCCCAUGCUCGCCUUCCUUGGACGCGGGAAAGGACCCAACAAGACUCCAGUGGCUGCAAUUUGCUUAACAAGUCUGAUCACCAUGGCUUUCGUCUUCAUUGGGCAAGUGAAUGUUCUUGCUCCGAUCGUCACCAUCAACUUCAUGUUGACGUAUAUUACUGUUGACUACUCCUAUUUCUCAAUCUCCUUGAGCUACAACGUUCAGCAAAGACCUGGCAAGACACCAGUGGAAAACACUAAGCCUCCUCACUCUUCCCAGCCUUUGAUUUUCAGCAGGCCCUCCAGCCAUGUAUCAGAUGGAGUAAUUCAAAGCAGAUCGAAUGGUACCUUGAUGGAAUUCACAAAAGACAUGGACCAGCUUUUUAAACCAUUUCGUAACGAGCCAGGUGCUGGCAAAAAGGAAGGAACUGAGAAUGUAAUGCAAAGAGUCAAACAGAAAAAAGCAAAGAAGCCAGCCAAGCAAACAUUACAAGACAGCUUUCUUUUGGAUCUUGACGAUGAUGCUCCUCCAGCUUGCUGUGACUGGGAUGGGACCACGGAGCCCCCAUCCAAAAGCCAGCAGUGUGAGGUGGGACCGUGCUGCUCAUCACCUGCUGCGGAUCCCCAGGGAUCCGAGGGACCUGAGCAUGGGGAGCAGCUCUGCAGCAAGGCACCAGAGGUCCCUGGUCGUGGGAUGGAAGAAUCAUCUGCAAGACAACAAAGUCCAGAGCUGGAAAUUCAGCAAAUUCAAAAAUCCUUCUACUCCAAAUUCUGCAAUUACUGGGUUUCCUUUGCUGGUGCAAUUGUGUCCCUCAUCAUAAUGUUUGUCAUUCAGUGGAUCUACACCCUUGUCAGCCUGGGGGCGGCGGUGGUUCUGUAUUUCUACAUCGGCCAAGUGAGUCCAGGACUCCCCCUGGGAGCAGCAGCGAAUUUCAGUCUGUUCAGCUGGAUUAAGUCUGUUUUGAUCACCUCAUGCAGGAGGAGGCCGUCGCCGAAGGAGCAGAUCGUGGUGACCCCGGCCUUUGCGACAGUGGGCAUGGAGACCAGGCAGCUCACCGAGGAGAACGCGGACUUUGCCUCCAGGGACCGCUACCACCAGUCCUCCCUCAUCAGCAGGGAAGAGUUUGUGAAUCAGUUUCAGUAGAGCGGGAGGACGAAAACAAAAUAGCAAGCUGUCAUUUCAGAAAGGACUGAUGAGUGCCAAUCACUGCUGCUGUGCCUUGUGAAAUACUUGAAUGUAUAUGGAAAGGAUGUGAAUAGUUAUUUACAUGCUCGAGGCUUGUUUGUUUAUGCAAGCUACAAUGUGGCCAAGUUUCAAAUCUUAUCCUAAAGGGAAAAAAAAAACAAACAAACCUGCUCAUCGUGCAGGGGUUUUCUACCUCAGCGUUUCAAUGACCAAAGUCUUAGCACUUUAAGGUGUUUAACGAUAGGCCAGAGUCAAUGGCAAGUGCAAGAGGAUUAUGAAAUAUAUCCUUAACUGGAAUUGAACCUGUGCAUUUAUAUGCAGCAGUGCAGCAUGAUGAACUCUACUGUGAAACGGUGAUGUGAUGUCUUAGAAGCUUUUCAGUGGCUUCCCACAUCCUUUCUGAAACAAGAGCCAGGACCUGAAAACACAGCUAUCUGCAAAUAGCGCAUCUCUUGGCUGAAAGGAGAGAUGAUUCAGAAGUGCCUUAACAAGAUACAUUUAGCCUCACUUUGCUAAUUCUGCUUAAAGCUCAUCCUGUACUAAGCUUUAUAGAUGCAUAUGCAUAAAUAAAAAGGGGUGGAAAUCA
Numida meleagris (helmeted guineafowl) is the source of this 5797-nucleotide messenger RNA. It is a transcript of the gene SLC12A8, whose product is annotated as solute carrier family 12 member 8. Gene Ontology annotation, molecular function: potassium:chloride symporter activity. The record is from RefSeq and is a predicted model, not a curated record. Gene Ontology annotation, cellular component: membrane. Gene Ontology annotation, biological process: cell volume homeostasis; potassium ion import across plasma membrane; chloride ion homeostasis. The coding region runs from base 2944 to 5169 and encodes 741 amino acids. The transcript has 15 exons. Lineage: Eukaryota; Metazoa; Chordata; Aves; Galliformes; Numididae.